Exserohilum turcica Et28A is the source of this 1602-nucleotide messenger RNA. RefSeq lists its product as uncharacterized. Bases 1 to 1602 code for a protein of 533 amino acids. Gene Ontology annotation, molecular function: transmembrane transporter activity. Gene Ontology annotation, biological process: transmembrane transport. The record is from RefSeq and is a predicted model, not a curated record. Lineage: Eukaryota; Fungi; Ascomycota; Dothideomycetes; Pleosporales; Pleosporaceae. The transcript is spliced from 4 exons.
AUGGGAUGGGGUAUUCUAGAGAGCCGCCGUGCGGCAAUGCCCCGCGGCACAUCAAUCGUAGAAGUACGGGGCAAGGAUGCGUCCAAUGCGUCUGAAGAAGGCAACACCAACCAGAGUGGAGGUCCAGUGCGCUCUCCACAGCCAAGCAACGAUCCAAAUGACCCUCUUAAUUGGUCCUUGACAUGGAAGUGCAUUCAUCUGUUUGUCCUAGCCUUUGGGUCUGCAAUUACCAAUGCAACAACCGCCAUGCUUACACCUGGCCUGGAGCCCCUGACCGAGUCACUCAAGAGCACCGAGGGUGAAGUUUCGACAUGGCUUAUCACUGCGCCUACCUUUUGGACAUCAGCUGCGGCUUUUGUUGCCGUCGCAGGAACAGACAUCUGGGGAAGAAGGCCUUUUUACGUUUACAGUGUUGUAUUACUAGCCUUGGCCAGCUUUGCUGCCUACUUCUCACAGACGUUCACCAUGCUGGCCAUUGCGCGAACGGCUGGAGGUCUUUUCUCUGCUCCUUUGUUUACCCUGCUCACCGCUACCAUCAGUGACAUCUUCUUCAUCAACCAGCGAGGCCGAUCCAUCGCCGUGUGGAAUCUCCUGCUCAACUCUGGAGCCCAAGUCGGUCAAAUCAUCGCCGGUAUCGUCACAGAUGCCUUUGGAGUAGACGCAAACUUCCUCAUCACGGCCCUCAUCUACACGGCCCUGAUCCCUGUGCUGUACUUUACCAUUUUCGAAUCGGCAUACUUUAAUCGAAAGACCGAGUCUGCUGAGCAGACCGAGUAUCCACCUGAGAAGUCAGAGGUCUGGAGCUUGGAAGAUGACCUGAAGAAGAACGAGGUGCCGCGACUACAAACGUACGGAGAAAAGCUCGCGCUUCACCGCGGUCGCCUCUCAGACAAGUCAUUCUUCAAGGGAAUGAUCAAGCCGCUAGGUCUCAUCUCCUCCCCAAUCGUAAUUUACAGCUGCUUCCUCAACGCCACCGUCUUUUUGCUGCUCGUCGGCAUGUCGACCUUCAUGUCGAUCCUUUUGGCAGCCCCUCCGUACGACCUGAAGCCCAGCCAAAUUGGCAUGACCAACCUGCCUCUCUUCCUCGUCGGUCUCUUCUCCGGUCCUCUCUUCGGAUGGAUGUCCGACGCCUCUGUCGAGCUGCUGGCGCGCCACAACGGCACGCGCAAGGGCAUGGUCGAGCCGGAGUUCCGCCUUGUACUUCUUCUCCUCGCAACACCAGUCACCAUGGUGGGCCUCCUCAGCCUCGGCAGCGCUUUCAAAAACAGCUUGCCUCUGCCGUGGAUCCUGGUCUGGUCGACCGUCACAAACGUCGGCAGCAUCGGCGUCAUUCAAAUCGCCAUUUCCUACGUCAUCGACUGCCACCCCGCCCACUCGGCCCAGGCCUUUGCCUCGAUCAACUUGAUCUCAGCUGGUGCCGUGACGGUCGGGCUCAACCCCAUCAUCGAUUGGCUCAUGGUUGUUGGACCGUUGCCCGUUUUCACCGCCAUGGCUGCUGCUGCCGCCAUUGUCACCGUCUGUGUUCUUCCGCUGUACAUCUGGGGCAAGAAGAUCCGAGCGUGGUACGAGAGUGCGCCAUGGGCGCAACGCCUGUUGGACUAG